Messenger RNA from Hevea brasiliensis (rubber tree), 2351 nucleotides. RefSeq names its product probable cyclic nucleotide-gated ion channel 16. The coding region runs from base 62 to 2107 and encodes 681 amino acids. The transcript is spliced from 6 exons. Gene Ontology annotation, molecular function: voltage-gated potassium channel activity. The record is from RefSeq and is a predicted model, not a curated record. Gene Ontology annotation, biological process: potassium ion transport; transmembrane transport. NCBI's taxonomy places the organism in Eukaryota, Viridiplantae, Streptophyta, Magnoliopsida, Malpighiales, Euphorbiaceae. Gene Ontology annotation, cellular component: membrane.
CUUUCUCUCUAUUUCUCAUGUAAACUUCAUUCCACUUUUCCUCUCCUCUCUACAAAGCAAUAUGAAUAAUCUCAGAGCUUACGGCUCCUCCCGUUUCUCCCACUUUCCAACAAGCUUUUCUCUUCGGCAAAAAGUUUCCUGGUGGGAUCAAAUCCUUGACCCCAGAAGCAACUUUGUCAACAAAUGGAACCACAUUUUCCUUGUCACUUGCAUGAUCGCCCUCUUUCUAGACCCUCUCUAUUUCUACCUCCCAAUUAUAAACGGGGACACUUGCAUGGGGAUUGACUAUGGCCUUGGCAUUUGGGUCACCUUAGCUCGCACCGUCACUGACAUAUUCUUUUUCAUGCACGUUAUCAUCAAGUUUAGGACAGCCUUCGUCGCCCCUAGCUCCCGCGUUUUCGGAAGAGGUGAUCUUGUUAUGGACCCUAGAGCCAUUGCUAUACGAUACUUGAAAACUGAGUUUAUUGUUGAUCUUGCCGCUGCUCUCCCUCUUCCUCAGAUUAUGAUUUGGUCCACAAUUUCAAAAGUGAAUAAAGUCCGAUCAACCAACCAUGCAAAUCAUACAGUUUCUUUGGCGGUUCUCCUUCAAUACAUACCUCGAAUUUAUGUUAUGUUUCCUUUGAAUCGCCGGAUUGUUAAAAGCACUGGUGUGAUAGCCAAGACUGCUUGGUCUGGGGCAGCCUACAAUCUCCUCCUCUACAUUCUUGCUAGCCAUGUUUUGGGAGCAUCAUGGUAUGUGGCUUCCAUACAAAGGCAGAGAGAGUGCUGGGAAAGACAAUGCGAUCGAGAGAGAAACCACACACAUUCUCCUUCUUGUAGCCGUACUUUUUUGGAUUGUGCUACCAGGAAUACUCCUGCACGCAAUGCUUGGCUUAAAAGCACUCAGCUGCUCACUAAAUGUGAUGCCAAAAAUGAUGAAAAUUUUCAGUUUGGAAUGUUUGCUGAUGCCUUUACCAAUCAUGUCGCUGAAGCAAUUUUCAUUGAUAAAUAUUUCUAUUGCCUUUGGUGGGGUUUAAGAAAUCUGAGUUCAUAUGGGCAAAAUUUGAUGGCAAGUGCUUAUGAAGGUGAACUAUUGUUCAGCAUUGGCAUAUGCAUUAUGGGUCUUGUUUUCUUUGCACAUCUCAUAGGCAACAUGCAGACCUAUAUGCAAUCCACAACAGCUAGACUAGAAGAGUGGAGGAUUCGAAGAAAAGAUACAGAGGAAUGGAUGAGUCACCGACAAUUACCUCCAGAAUUGCAAGAACGUGUUCGACGUUUUGUCCAAUACAAAUGGCGAGCGACAAGAGGCGUCGAUGAAGAAUCCAUCUUGAAGUCUCUACCUUUGGACCUGCGACGUCAAAUUCAAAGGCAUCUCUGUCUGGCUCUUGUUCGACGUGUUCCUUUUUUUUCACAAAUGGAUGAUCAAUUACUAGAUGCAAUAUGUGAACGUCUAGUGUCAUCUCUGAACACCAAAGAUACAUACAUUGUGAGGGAAGGAGAUCCAGUGAAUGAGAUGCUUUUCAUCAUUAGAGGACAACUAGAGAGCUCCACUACUAACGGUGGAAGGACAGGUUUUUUCAACUCAAUCAUACUAAGGGCUGGUGACUUCUGUGGAGAAGAAUUGUUGACAUGGGCGUUGCUGCCAACCUCUUGCCUAAACUUGCCUUCAUCCACUAGAACAGUCAAGGCACUAAAUGAAGUCGAGGCCUUUGCUCUUAGAGCAGAAGACCUCAAAUUUGUUGCUAAACAAUUUAAACACUUGCAUAGCAAGAAGUUGCAGCAUGCUUUUAGGUAUUACUCUCAUCAGUGGAGGACUUGGGGAGCUUGCUAUAUACAAGCUGCAUGGAGGAGGUGUAGAAGAAGGAAAUUGCAGAUGGAAUUGGCAAGGCAAGAGAGUUUAUAUUAUGCUCAAGUUUUGGAAGGUGAAGGUGAUUAUAGUAGUGAGGGAUCAUCAUUAGAAAAUGCAAACAAUGUACAACAUUUUGGGGCUACAAUUCUUGCAUCAAAAUUUGCCGCAAAUACAAGGAGGGGAAUGAUUAAUAGAGCAGUCCUUGAUGAUGAUUCUACCUUAAAAAUGCCUAAGCUGUUUAAACCACAAGACCCUGAUUUUUAUACAGAACAUGAAUAGUUGAAUUUUGCACAGGCUACAACUCCCCCCUACACAACGCGCCCCCGCCCACGCCGCCCAGCACCCCCCCCCUCGCCCCACCAAAAAAAAAGGGCAUGAAAAAACAAAAAUACAUAGUCCAUAUGUGAAUAUUGUAUACUUAAAACCAUGAAAUCAAAGAAUAAUCUUGUAUACAUUGGUUUCCAUUUGUUUUUUUUUUUAAUUUUUUUUAUUUCUUCAUUAUUAGAUCACUUAGAAACUCAGU